Messenger RNA from Strongylocentrotus purpuratus (purple sea urchin), 3142 nucleotides. RefSeq names its product integrator complex subunit 4. Gene Ontology annotation, cellular component: integrator complex. Lineage: Eukaryota; Metazoa; Echinodermata; Echinoidea; Camarodonta; Strongylocentrotidae. Gene Ontology annotation, biological process: snRNA processing. The record is from RefSeq and is a predicted model, not a curated record. Bases 91 to 3012 code for a protein of 973 amino acids. The transcript has 18 exons.
GUGGUUUAAUUUCCGAAAUGGACAGCGAGCUUGUAUUUCCACCACGAAAUUAUUGACUGUAAUUGGAUUAAUUGAAUUUCUCAUUACAGAAUGGCAGCCCAUCUGAAAAAGCGUGCAUAUGAGGAGUUCAGCCAAAUAAUUCAGGAGGAACCCAAGGCACCUCCAAUCAAGGUUAGGCUUGUAACACGCCCCCAGACCUCCCAGGUCACCCUCGAUCUUCAGAGGGCUGGCACUUCAAGAGAGGCCCUCACUCAGCUGCUUGAUCUAGAGAAUCAGUUACCAGUCAGCCAAGAUGCUGCAGAGAGUAUUAUCAACACCCUUUUUGAGCACUACAGCAAAGAAGAAGGAGCCCACGUCAGGUCAAAGAUCAUUGAACUCUUGGGUCACAUUGCAAGACUCCCAGGUGUGAAUGCUGUGGGUAUUGCCAAUGACCUGAUGACCCUGUUAAAUACAGAAGGUUCUCACAAGGUCAAAGGUCAAAUAUUUACCACACUCACUGUGAUUGGCCGAAGCCUUCCACUGACUUCUGAUCUCCACCGUCAGCUUGUACAACUUGCUCAAAAGCAUUUAACGGACUCUAACCAUGCCGUACGAUGUGCCAGCUUGAGCAUGAUUGGUCAGCUUGGCAUGUGUGACCUCAAAUCUGUGGCGUCGUCAUCGUCCUCUGGAAAGAGUGGCAAGGAGCGUCGUAAGGGCAAUCUGCAGAGGAUGCUGGGUGAAUUCACGAGCGACAGGGACGCUCGGGUCAGGGAGGCCGCUUUCCAAGCUAUGUUCGCCCUCCACCAGCGAGGACAGAAACUUGACCUGGAUCUCUACCAGCAGUCCAUCAAAUCCUUGACGGACGACCACGAAGGGGUACGGCUGGUGGCACUCAAACUAGUCUGGGUCCUGGGCCAAGUCCACCCUGACGAGCCCGUCUCAGCUCCUGGAACUUCCGAGGAGACCCUGAGACUCGUCGACGACGGUUUUGCCAAGAUUUGCGACAUGGUGACAGAUUCUUCGAUCAAGGUGCGAGCGGAGGCAGCGGGUCUCCUGGGCUCGCUGCAUUCCGUCAGUACCAGGUUCCUGGAGCAGACUCUGGACAAGAAACUGAUGUCAGGACUCAGGAAAAAGUUUUCAGCCCAUGAAAGACAGAAGGAGCAGUUCACAUCGGGUGAAUGGUCGACCGGUAAGAAAUGGGCCGAUGAUAAGCCACAAGAGGACGUUGACCCCGAUUCCGUCAGUCUAAUUACUUCCGGGGCAUGUGGUGCCUUCGUUCAUGGUCUCGAGGAUGAAUAUUUAGAGGUGAGAUCCAUUGCUCUAGACUCUCUCUGUGAGCUGGCUUUCCAGUCACCGUCCUUCGCCAUCCUCUCCCUUGACUUCCUCGUCGACAUGUUCAACGACGAGAUCGAGAGUGUUCGGCUGAACGCCAUCCACAGUCUAAGGAAGAUCAACCACCAUAUUAAGCUGAGGGAAGACCAGCUUGAGAUCAUUCUCAAUGUGCUAGAUGAUUCAUCCAAGGAAAUAAGGGAGGCUCUCCAUGAGCUGCUCUCCUCCAUUACCAUGGUAACCAAGUCCUGUCUCCACAAGGCCCUGAUGUUCCUCAUCAGGAACCUGAGCAAGUACCCCCACGACAGACUCUCCAUCUGGAACUGUUUGAAAAACCUUGGUACUGCCCAUCCAGACCUGACCUUAGCCUUGGUACCAGACCUUCUUGGUACACAUCCUUACUUUGAUACACCAGAGCCCGACAUGGACGACCCAGGCUACAUUGCCGUGAUGAUCAUGAUCUUGAAUUCUGCUGUCAACUCUCCCACCAUGUCUGCCCUAUUCCCUGAGUAUACCUUCAGACAUUACACCUAUCUGAGGGACUCCCUGCCACACCUAGUACCUGUAGUUGAGAACCUUCAGCUAACCAGAAGACAGGGGUUAUCAGAAACAGGAGACAGUAUGGCUGACAGACAGACCAACCCUCAAGACUUCUUACAACAAACCUUGGACAAACUCAAGGGUCUCGAUGGUCUAUCAAACUCAGCUGCUAUUAACAUCAUGCAACUCACUAUUAGAGAUCUGCAGCGUAUCAGCGAGUUAGAGCCAAAGAUAGCUGCCACCGCCCAGUUAUAUUCCAUGUACAUUGAUUGUCGGCUCACCCUUGCAAAGGCAUUGAGUGGUGAACACUGGAACGUCCCUGCCAUGCUCUGCCCUCAACAGAGUGCCGAGACUGCUCUAGCCGCUUCAGAAAGGGUGAUAGAGCUGAGUUACAGACUCCAGCACCUCUACGUGGGCUGCAGCGAGUCCGAGCUCGCCAUGGUGCAGCAACUCCGUCUCCGAGCCUGGGCCCUGCAACUUGUGGUACAGCUCAGGGGGAGCGCCAGCAACAGUGGCAGCAGUGGUAGCUCCUCCAGUCACCUCGCGCAGAGGUUUCUCACCAGAGCGUCGGCCAUGCAAGAACACUUCACAUCGGCGAGCAUCACUCCGGACUCUUUCACACACGCCGUCUUCUCCCAGGUGCUGAAGCUCUCCGCAGCGCGACAUGCCAUCCUCACCAAGUUCCUGCAGCCCCUUCUCCUGCACAACCGAGCCCCGAUCCUGUGCCUUGCCAACACCAUAAGCUGCGUCUCGGCGACGAUCCGCGAGCCGGUGGGAGGGAGCGACAAUCCCCACCGCUUCACCGCGGGACUCACGCUCGGGCUGUUUGUGGACGCCGAGCUGGAGAAUGUCCGUGACCUGGAACGGAUCAGGAUUCAGGUGCGUUUCCCAGACUCCAGGACUCAGCUCUUCAUCCCCCGUAGUAGUGACUUCAGAAUCCUGAGCAACCUCAGACAUCGCUUCAUGACUGAAAUCUACCUCUCGCAUGGCUUAUGGUCAGAGCCAUGUCAAGUCGAGGUCAGCAUUGUAAUGACCCAUGAACCCCAUGCGUUGGGCCCUUCCACUUCAUCCAAAGGGGAGACAUCAUCAAGUAGUAGUGGAGGGACUGUGGAUCUGUGUAAACCCGUCAAGGUGUUUUUAAUGCCCAAGCCUGCCAAGAGAUGAUGAGAAUAUUGGGAAAAUUUGCUGAGAAUUGCCAGAGAUAUGUCAAAUAUAUUGUCUGUUUGUAGCCAGAGGGUGUUAACUUAUCUACUUUAACACAGAGUUAUAGCCCCACUGCACUACUUGUUCCUUC